AUGAGAGGGAAAUACUUUCUCCUCGGCUUCUUGUUGCUCAAACUUAUGGCUCUGGUGUGCAAGGCUGACGGGGAGCCAGGACUGCUCGGAGGAUUCGUAAUGAUCGCCACCUCCAACGGCUCCAGGGAGGAGGAGAGCGUGUCCGAGGAGACCCCGCACACGGAGGACAAGUGUCGGGGUUACUACGACGUGAUGGGCCAGUGGGACCCGCCGUUCAUCUGCAAAACGGGCAAUUAUCUGUACUGCUGCGGCACCUGUGGCUUCCGCUUCUGUUGCUCCUACAAGCACUCGCGGCUGGACCAGAGCACCUGUAAAAAUUAUGACACUCCGGUGUGGAUGAAGACCGGACAGACUCCCUACAACAAAAUGAACAAGAUGCACGACAGCACCAAAGACAAGACGAACUUAAUUGUUUACAUCAUAUGUGGAGUAGUGGCCAUCAUGGCUCUUGUGGGGAUUUUCACCAAACUGGGGCUGGAAAAGGCGCACCGGCCCCAGAGAGAAAAUAUGUCCAGGGCCGUCGCCAGUGUGCUGCAGGGCGGGUGUCCAGGUGAGCAGUAUCGGGGGGAGGAGGCCCUAGGGAUGCAUUCGCAGCACUAUGUUUCCAGGGCCACAAACCUCCAGAGUGCUCAGAUCAACAACAAUGUGGGACCGGGCUCAAACAUCGGCCAGCAGCACCCUUACCCUGCCCUCAGCCAGCUGGCUCACGUCUAUGAACAGCAGCAGCAGCACCAGCAGCAGCAGCAGCAGCAACAGCAGCAGCAGCAAAACAAGGAUCUCAACAAGUACGCCUCCCUGAAGGCUGUGGCUGCCAAGUACAACGGUGAACUCUACAACAAGCGUCGGCUGAUGGUGGAGCUGCCUACGAAGGGCGGCCUUCCUCUCCAGCCGAUGGGCAACUCCAGACCCUCUAUGGGCAACAUGUCGACGAUGACUCCUCCGAUGACCACCAAUCCUAUGGCUUCAAACCCCAUGACCUCCAAUCCCAUGAACCCCACUAUCACCCCGAUGACUUCAAUGACCCCAAUGACGUCUAUGACACCCAUGACCUCAAUGACACCCAUGACCUCAAUGACGCCCAUGACAUCCCUCACCCCGAUGACCUCCAUGACACCUAUGACUUCUCUUGGUCCUCUGACUCCAGAGCCAGUGGCCACCUACGUCACAGAGAUGCCCAGCAUCUCCUCUGUCUCAACUCUCCCGACAGAACGACACAUAGCUGGUGGAGGAGGAGGUGGGGGACUGAGGCCGAACGGCCAAAAACCCAAAGGCAGCCAUGGCCACGCUGCCCACAGCUCUCACAGCUCUCACACUCAUGCUCACAGCCAUAGUAGCAAGCCGCCAGGACUCGGGGCUACCUCCCUGGCACACAUGGCGGGGACCAUGCCAGGUGGCACAUCCCUGGGCUUCUCCAGGGCCGCCGAGACAACCAUUGGCUCCAGCUCAGCAACAAUGGGCCGCCCAAUGGCGUACAGUUCUAACACAAUCGCAACUGGGCAUGGGAUUGGGCUGGGGUUGAGGGGCUGGGACGGGACUGAGACAGUGGGCCGGAGGAAGACCUACGGGCAUAAGAGGCCUCAGUGUACCGUGUUGGAGCCAAACCAGCUCCACAGCACCAGAGGCCACAGCCACAGCCAACACUUCCUCCCCACACAGCCCUACUUUGUGACCAACAGCAAGACAGAGGUGACUGUGUGA
Molecule: messenger RNA, 1698 nt
Organism: Toxotes jaculatrix (banded archerfish)
Lineage: Eukaryota; Metazoa; Chordata; Actinopteri; Toxotidae
Gene: shisa9a
Product: shisa family member 9a
Exons: 4
Coding region: 1-1698 (565 amino acids)
Biological process (GO): regulation of AMPA receptor activity; regulation of short-term neuronal synaptic plasticity
Cellular component (GO): postsynaptic density; dendritic spine membrane; AMPA glutamate receptor complex
Source: RefSeq, a predicted model, not a curated record